AUGGGAGAGAACAUUAGGGCAUCUGAAUUCUACCAAGAAGGAGACUUUAUGAUUGGAGGACUUUUUAACAUCCAUGCGGAAUAUCAGCCACAAUACCAUAAUACACCAGAAGUCCUGCAGUGCUCUGAUAAAACCUUUUAUGUGUCGAGUUACCGGCGGUUCCAGAUGAUGAGAUUUACCGUUGAUGAGAUCAAUAACUCAAGCCACCUCCUGCCCGGGGUUACUCUGGGCUAUAACAUCAUGGACCACUGCUCGGACACACAGAACUUUCCAGGUGUUUUCAGGAUUCUCUCAGGCAAAGACUCCAUUCACCCCUGGAUCAUAGAAUGGCACGACUCCAAAGUCACCGCAGUGGUCGGCCCCUUCACGAGCCCUGAAUCCAAAACGGUGGCUCCAAUGUUUAUGGCACAUUUUGUUCCCAUGAUCAGUUAUGGAGCGGCCAGUACAAUAUUCUCACAAAACGAAAUAUACCCCUCUUUUCUCCGCACUGUUCAUUCCAAUAAGGACAUGGUGGAAGUUAUAAUCCACAUGUUGCUGUACUUCAGAUGGCACUGGGUGGCCAUCCUCAACGUUGACAACGAUUAUGGCAAUGAUGGUUACACUGUGUUCGCAAAGAUGAUUCAGGACACCGACAUCUGUUUGGCCUACAGCAAAAAACUGGAUGGAAACACAAAUUACACCACAGUUUUUGAGAAGCUACAGACUCUGAGGAUACAAGUCAUCAUAGUUUUUGCCAUUGAAUGGACAGCUGAACAACUUAUCCCAUCCGCCAUACAAAUGAAUGUCACCAACAAGACCUGGAUAGCGGUUGAUGCUUGGGCAUUAAAUAAAAAACUUCCCAAAAUGCCAGGUAUCAGAAAUAUUGGGACAGUAAUUGGGAUUGCAGAGCCUGACAUAUCCAUACCUGGUUUUGAUGAAUUCAUAAGCUAUUUGCAAAAUGAAAAUCAACCUGGGGAGUUUUGUAACCAGUUUUGCAACUGCAGUGACUUGAGUCCAGUUGGCAUUUUGAGUGCCGAGAACUCUUUCAAUUUACAGGUAUAUUUGGCAGUGUACGGCAUAGCCCAAGCCCUACACAAAAUACUACAGUGUGGAGAUGAAAAGUGCAACAAAAACAUUUCCAUCUAUCCAUAUAUGGUCCUGCAUGAGCUGAAGAGGUCAAAGUUCACUCUCUUGAACCAUACCAUUGAGUUUGACAAAAACGGCGACCUGAUGUCUGGAUACUUUGAUAUCAUCACUUGGAACAGCAGCGGAGAGGCAGAGAGAGUCGGAGUCUACACUUUUGAGUCUGCACCCCGUUUUUUCAUUAAUCAAUCCAAAAUACAAUGGCACAACAAUGGACAAGUUCCCUCAUCUCUGUGCUCGCCCGAGUGUCUGCCCGGAUAUCGGAAGAAUCUGGAGGGAAGUCACAAGUGCUGUUUUAAAUGUGUCAAAUGCCAAAAAGACGAAUACAUCAACAUUUCAGUGAACCCAUAUGCAUGUGUGGCUUGUGGAAAGAAUGAGUGGUCACUUGAGGGUAGUACCUCAUGUAACCUUCGCUCAGUGGAACUCAUCUCGUUUGACGAUCCUGUUACCAUAGUGAUCAUAUCAGGAACAGUGAUUUUCGUGGCCCUCUCUCUCCUGACCGCUGUGCUCUUUGGCCUGAACUACAACACUCCAGUGGUGAGAUCUGCUGGGGGACCCAUGUGCUUCCUGAUUCUCGGCUGCCUCAGUAUGUGCAGCAUCAGUGUCUACUUCUACUUUGGUACACCCACUCCUGCCUCUUGCAUACUGAGAUAUUUACCAUUUCAGCUGUUCUACACUGUUUGCCUGGCCUGUUUUGUCGUGCGCUCCUUUCAAAUUGUCUUCAUCUUUAAAAUUGUGAGUCAAUACCCCUCAAUGCACAGACUAUGGAUAAAAUAUCAUGGACAGUGGUUGGUGGUUGUGGCCGUAUUUAUGUUACAGGGAACUUUGCUUCUCAUUAUGUACAUUUCUGCACCUCCUCAACCUCAAAAUGACACACAUUGGUACAUAGACAAAAUAAUUCUUAGCUGUGGCAUUGAUCUCAACAUAUACAGUGCCUCUUUUGCAUUGCUUUUGCUGCUAUGCUUUCUUUGUUUUGUCUUCUCAUACAUGGGAAAAGACCUCCCCAAGAACUACAACGAAGCCAAGGCCAUUACGUUUUGCCUGUUUCUGUUGAUUCUGACUUGGGUCUUAUUCGCCACCAUCUUCAUGUUGUACAGGGGGAAACACAUUCAGACAGUAAACGCAUUGGCGAUACUCUCAUCUCUCUACGCUUUCCUCUUGUGGUAUUUCUGUCCAAAAAGUUACAUAAUACUUUUUCAACCGCAGAAAAACACACAGCAGCACUUUCAGGGGCUCAUUAAAACAUAUAACCAGGCAAACAAGUAG
This is a messenger RNA of Periophthalmus magnuspinnatus, 2388 nucleotides long. Its product is annotated as taste receptor type 1 member 1-like. The transcript is spliced from 7 exons. Gene Ontology annotation, cellular component: membrane. Gene Ontology annotation, molecular function: G protein-coupled receptor activity. The record is from RefSeq and is a predicted model, not a curated record. Lineage: Eukaryota; Metazoa; Chordata; Actinopteri; Gobiiformes; Gobiidae. Bases 1 to 2388 code for a protein of 795 amino acids. Gene Ontology annotation, biological process: G protein-coupled receptor signaling pathway.